Oppia nitens is the source of this 2218-nucleotide messenger RNA. It is a transcript of the gene Exo70, whose product is annotated as exocyst complex component 7-like. Gene Ontology annotation, molecular function: phosphatidylinositol-4,5-bisphosphate binding. Gene Ontology annotation, biological process: exocytosis. Lineage: Eukaryota; Metazoa; Arthropoda; Arachnida; Sarcoptiformes; Oppiidae. The transcript is spliced from 6 exons. The record is from RefSeq and is a predicted model, not a curated record. Bases 137 to 2212 code for a protein of 691 amino acids. Gene Ontology annotation, cellular component: exocyst.
AUACUUAUGAGUGAUUCACAAAUAUCGUGACUUUUAGUGAUAUGUGUUAUGAUGUGACCGAUAGUCAGGUGUUUUGGUGUCAACUCGUGAGCGAUGGGUAUCUGAUCUGUGAUUGCCAUCAGUGGAGACAAUAGAAAUGGAGGACAACAGCGAAAAGCUGGACAAAGCCAUCAAAAGUUUGGAUGCGUUCAAAGAUUUGCUCAACAAAUCUGAUUUACAGACGCGACAAAUGAGUGUCAUAUUAGACAACUUCAGCGAAAGACUGUCGCGAUUGGAACAGACUAUACAACCGGUCUAUAAAGAGACGGGAAAUCUUCAAACAGUUCAACAAAAUAUUGUCUCAACACUUGAACGACUCGACUAUGUCAUCAAGUUUUACACUGUGGCCAAUGAGGUCGAGGCCAACAUUACCACCGGACCUAAUGAUUCAUUGGACAUAUAUAUCAAAAACUUGGAUCGACUUAAGGAAGCCAUUGAUUAUUUUGAACUCAAUAAUCACGACAGUCCUGAACUAAUGAAUGUCAGCGCUUUGUAUGAAAAAGGAGGCAAUUGUAUUGAAAGAGAGUUUAGACAACUGUUGGCCAGACAUAGUGUUGCCGUUCCUCCCGUUUUGAUCUAUGAUUUAGUUCAUGAAGAGGAUAAUCAAGAUAAUGAAGAGUCAGACAAAACUAUUUUAGAGCAAUUGCCAGAGAAAGCAAGGGAUGAGUUGAGACAAUUAGCGCAAUGGCUUUGCGUUCAUAAAAACGAUGACUUUAUUACAGUUUAUGCUAAUCUUCGUUCAGAAGUUUUAUUAAAAUCACUUCAAGGGCUCAGAGAUCACCAAAAGUCAUGUAGCGGUGGAUUCAAUAUAAACACUAUAAAUAUGAGUCAUUCUUCGCCAGCGAUGAGUCGGAAAAAUGUUUCUCAAUUUCGAGAGUCGUCUGCUGUUCGUCGGACACCAAAGAGCAUACAACAGGCGCUUAUGAAGAAACUUCAAGAUGUGAUUCCCGGCGAUGUUUUGGGUAAUAAAUCAAACCAAACAACACUUGAGGUAAUAAAAGAUGAAUUAUCUAUAAGUGAACGCGAAAUCGUCGGUUACUUGACGUGUGUGACAGCUCUCUAUAAACUAAUGCAAAGCGAACUGAAACUUAUGAACGGAGUUAUUAGUAUUGAACAUCAAAGACCUAUAUUUAGUCGUUUGGUUUAUCCAUCACUUGAAAGUGUUGUCGGAGAAGGAGAACAGUUAGCUAAUAGAGUCAAGAAGUGUGUUGUUCGUCAAGAUUUUUCUUCAGCUUUGUGUUUGUUCCCAAUUCUUAGACAUCAGGCUUCUAUGAGACAUAACUUUGAUAUUCUGUUUGAUGGAUGUAAUCUUGAAGUUCAAUCAAAAUUUCAAGGAUUAGUUGUUACACUGCAGACAACUAUUUCUCGUUCAUUGGAAGAGUUUAUUGAUUAUAUAAAAAGUGAUGUCAACACAAAAGUGCCUAAAGAUGGAACUGUUCAUCAGUUGACAAGUAAUGUAAUGAUAUUUAUCGUUCAAUUACUCGAAUAUUUGGAUAUUUUGUCGCGAGUUAUAACCGUAACAGACAUUCAUUCGCUGGAAAAUUCUUCAGAUAAGAAUAGAUUGGCUUUUGCUCAGUAUAUCACUCGAAUACUGUCAGCACUUGGACUUACUCUUCAAAAUAAAUGUGAAUUUUAUAACGAUUCUCAUCUUAAGGCUAUAUUUAAAUUAAAUAACACUCAUUACAUAUUAAAGACUUUAAGAAAAUCCAAUUUAUUGAAUAUCGUUGAGAUGUAUAACCCAGAGAUAGAGUUGGUUUAUGAAGAACAGAUGUUAGACGCAAAACGUAUUUACUCUCAAAGUUGGAGUCGUAUACUUCAUUAUGUCCUCGAAAUGGAUAAACCGUUUUCACAACAAAGAACUUUACCCGAAAUGAAUAAUAUGGCGAAUAUGAAACUUAAAGAUAAAGAUCGGCAGAAUAUUAAAGACAAAUUUGCGGGUUUUAACAAAGAGAUUGAAGAAAUUCAAAGAAUUCAAACAGCAUUUGCUAUUCCAGACUUAGAGCUCAGAGAAAAUCUUAAAAAUGAAAAUAAAGAUUAUAUUAUUCCUAAAUAUAAACUAUUUUUUGAUAAGUAUGUUAACAUCGAUUUUACCAAAAAUGUCGAUAAGUAUAUCAAAUAUACUCCCGAAAGAGUUGCCGUUAUUAUCGACUCAUUCUUUGAUUCGACGGCUUAAUAUUGU